AUCUCAGUCACUGAGGUAAAUACUCUUUGGAGGUGAAAGAAGAAGAGAAGGAACAGAGUGGUGACAGCCGGAGUCUGAAGUGAGCAGUCAGCUAAUGAUUCAAACGGACCCCGGACAGCUCGGUGGAAACAUUUGUAGUAGCGAUUUAUUCCGUUCACUGGGCGCGUUUCGUGCAUGUGUGUGGGGUCCGGUUGGAAGAUCCAGCGUCAGUUGGUGAGUGGUGGAAAACUGAGUGAACACUGUUGCUUCGGGUUUCGGCUAGGAUAACGUUAACGGUGGACAUCGAGCGAGCCAAAGAAGCUACAUAACCUCAGUGUUUACGGUCCACUCGAGUCGUCCACUUUCGUGGCCGUUUGGGUAUCGGCGACGCGUCAGGUGGCCGGCCACUCCGCCAGGAUGGGUGACAUAAACCCAUCGACAUCUAACGCAUUUCAGUCGGAGGGUUUCAGUCCGCCGUACCGGAAGAGGAGGACCGUGGAGGAUUUCAACAAGUUUUGCACUUUUGUCUUGGCCUAUGCCGGUUACAUCCCAUAUCCACAAGAGGAAUCUCAACUCCGCAGUAGCUCCAGCCCCCCAAACAGUACAGGCAGCACAGCUGACAGUGACGGCUGGACCCCAGGACUUCCAGCCUCUUGCCCCCAGCGGCCCACAAAGGUCCCCCAAGACAGGAACAGGAAGCGCCCACAAGCUGGACUCGCACUGAGCGGUCACACCAGAAGAGACCACACAAUCACCAGCCUACACCCAGAUGACCACGGCAAAGCUGACAAGCUGAAGAAAAAGAAGAGGAGAAAGGAACGGGAUCAUCACUCUUUUGAAGAAAGCAGGGCACAGCAGGCCCACUCAGCACUACCGGAGGCGCAUCCUUCACUGUCCUUCGGUGGCCGAAUGAUCAAAGAGGAGCCUGAAGACGACAUCAGCAUUCCCCUCCAUCCCACAUGCCUGCCGAGCCCUUCCUCCUGCAAAGAGGAGCCCAAGGAGGAGCACCACUCUUGGGAUGGCCGAGACCUGGAGGAGGGAGUGAUCAAGGUACAGAAGGUGGAGGGAUUUGCAGGGAACCGAACCGUGUUCCGCCAGGGAAAGCAAGUCGUGUUUAGGGAUGAAGACGGGUCUGGAGAGGAUGAGGACAUCAUGGUAGAUUCCGAUGAUGACUCGUGGGAUCUGGUGACGUGUUUCUGCAUGAAGCCGUUUGCAGGCAGAGCCAUGAUUGAAUGUAACAAGUGCAACACGUGGAUCCACCUGUCCUGCGCCAAGAUCCGUAAAAGCCAUGUACCAGAGACUUACGUGUGCCAGAGCUGCCGGGACGCCGACGGUACCCCGGACGCCCGCCGCUCCCACCGCUCCCGUGUGGGCUCGCGCAAACACCUGUUAGACUGACGCUGUAGUUUACCACUUUCCCGUUGAACAAACUCGUCCUAAAGUUCAGGUCCUGGACCCGUCGGCCUCUGUCCUCCACAGUCAACCGUAUUUUUAACGACCACUUUGUUCCUACGGUCUGAUCCUUUUCAAAAACUGUCGGCGUGCUGUUACAUGGGGUUUGUCUCCGCUUCCUACAGACUUUGUGCGUUAGGCAAUCACUGAAUAGAUUUCUGUCUGGACAUGAAAUAGCAGCAAAGUGCUACUAUGGAGCUCGUGAACACUGGAAACAUAUGGACUCCCAUGCAGAGAGGAAAGCCUCUCUACUGCCACCCACGCUGGUGCAUGCUGGACUCUGUGGGAAAGAAGAUUUGUCCUUUUUCUUUCUUUUGUCGACCUUUUUGUAAUGAUUCCCCUGACCUUUGACACAGAGAUGAAACCUCAUUUCUUUGGGAGGCCUCUGUUCAUGUUAAACCAUUUGAAACAAGAUGCCUGGUGGGAGUGGCUUCAAACGGGGUAUUAAACAGACGGGUAUUCGACUAGAUCAAUGAUGUAGGAAACGAGUAUCCGAUGUGAUGCCUCAUCUGUUUGGAGACAUUUUUAUUAUUUAAGUCAAAUUUUAAAAAACUUGUUAUUUCUAUAAGUUCAUAGGAACCAGGCCCGACUCGAACAGGAGCUAUCCUGACGGUUUUACCUUUCAUUCGACUAUUUUCAGGUUCUUUCAGACUGUCUUUUUAGCUGCUAUGAAAAUUGUUUAAAACAAUGAAUCAAACGUUGAAGUUUUCUGUUGCCUUUGACAGGAUUUGAGCAGUUUUUGCUCAAAUCCUCACAGUUGGUGUCAAAAUAAUGACCGUUUAUAGAGGAAACCUUUUACCAGAAGAAAGCAUAUCUUUACUGAAGUAGUGGUAGAGAGAUUUAACUGAAACAGUCCAGGUGAAAAUAUGCAUGCCGGUGUGUUUGAGCGUGUUCGCAGCGACGGUUUCUGCUCUUUUGGAGUCAUAAAUAUCUGGAAACUAAAGUAGAAACAGAUGUCAGUCUCAAAGCACCUCAGUUUGAAACAGUGUUAACUUCCACACAGUUAAUGUUUUUAAAGAAACGUUUUAUUGCUGUGUCUUCUUUGUUUUGUGUCAAAGAUUUGAAGCUUUAUCAUACAUGUGCCACCUGCUGCUGGGCCUGUCGGUAAAGUUUCUGAUUUAAAUGAAAGCCAUACUGUAAAGGGACAGAUUUUUGGUGCAAACAACCCCCAGGUGAUGGUCCAGAAUCCAUGACUUUACCAGGAAACAUCUGACACAUGGAAUGGAGUUUGUAGAAAAAAGCUUCCAGAGUUUUGUAGUUUUUCUUGUUCUCUGGUUUUUACCAACCUUCGUUUACGAGUUUGAACCAGCAGUCACUGAGAUGGGAAGACUUCUCAGAGGUUACAGUUUUUUUUGGCUGAAGGCAGACUAGAAAAUCUACGUUUUGGUUUGUGUCCUGAAGCCGGGAGCAUUCUUACCGAUGGUUAUUGGGAUGGUUUAUUCCACUUCUGGAUCCCCUUGCUGAGGAAGCCUCAUCUGUACUGUGUUGCAAACUGUUUCUGUGAAACUAUUGUACAGUAUUGUAAAUAAAGAGUUACCAUUUUACCUUGA
Messenger RNA from Oryzias melastigma (Indian medaka), 2981 nucleotides. RefSeq names its product PHD finger protein 13 (gene phf13). Lineage: Eukaryota; Metazoa; Chordata; Actinopteri; Beloniformes; Adrianichthyidae. Bases 397 to 1377 code for a protein of 326 amino acids. The transcript is spliced from 5 exons. The record is from RefSeq and is a predicted model, not a curated record. Gene Ontology annotation, molecular function: chromatin binding. Gene Ontology annotation, biological process: mitotic chromosome condensation.